This is a messenger RNA of Pelagomonas calceolata, 2365 nucleotides long. The record is from the annotation of a GenBank genome assembly. NCBI's taxonomy places the organism in Eukaryota, Pelagophyceae, Pelagomonadales, Pelagomonadaceae.
GCGGGACUUGCGCUGCUAAAAGCGGUCCGCGACUUCGUUAGACGUACACAAACGUCUCUAAAGAUUUCAACUUUGGUCCAAAUCACCUGCGGAACGAGCGGCGGAUUUGUACCCGCACGCCGAACACUCUCUCAGGCAGUGAUCUCACACAAACAGGUACGUAGACGCGCGCGCGAGGUCCCAAACCCAUUCCACCACCGCAUCACUUCAAACUAUCGCUCGCGCGGCCGUGUGCGAAGUCGCGCAGCGCGCGCUGCUCCACCGGUUACAAAUUGCCCUCGAGAGCCCAGGAACACUAUUUGUGCGCGCGCGGGCGUCAAAGGAGCUCCGGGCCCGACGGGAUCGCGGCGCGCAAGGCUGCUCACAGCAAUCCCAAAAAAAACAACGAGUUUCUUUUUGCAGCCUGUACAAAUGCGCGCCGCUCGCGAGCCGGAUACAAAAAUCGCCCAAAAACGAGAGGCGAGCCAAAAAACGAGAGGCGAGCCCGGACGCGCCUCCCCCAAAAAGGAGCGAGACGCAACCACCACGCGCGCAGGCAUCCUUUCGGCCAAGUAGAAUACUAAACGAAAGCGUAAAAAAAAGAAGAACAACAAGCAACCAUGAACCCCAGCAACAUCCAGAUGAAAGACACGCACGACGGCGUAGUCGUCAGAGCAGACGGCCGCACGCUCCUGGCCAAGCUCGUCUUCGCGGGCUCGGCUCGUUUGGCCGAGUGCGACCUCGGCAUCGACGAGCUACGGGCGGCGUUCAAGCGCGCGCACGGCGAGGAGGCCUCGAAGGUUCAGAUCAGUGUCCGGAAAUCACCCGCGGUAAGGCUGCUCACAGCAAUCUCAAAAUCCAAAAAAUUGAAAGAUUUUUAUGAAUUGCAGCCUGUCCAACCGCUUGGAGACUUCUAAUCUGGGGGUUACUGACCGGUCGCGUCGCACACAGGGCACGCUCACCUACCAGCUCAACGAGCAGGACUCAGAUCACCUCCAGCUCCUCGACGACGCCGACCUCGCGUUGGCCAAGAAGCACGGCUCCGAGCCGCUCAAGAUCACGUCGACGGAAGUCGACACGCGCAAUGUCUUCGACCACGCGGCGGCGGAGCUCGCCAAGCAUGGGUUGGAUGCGCCUUCAACCGAGCUCAAGAAGCUGUUGGACGUGCUCCAGUUCAAGCCGCGGCGCCUGGUCAAGUGCGGCCUUGCGCCUCCGAAAGCUUUGAAGUGCACUGCCAAAGGAGACGAGGCCGAGGAGCCCGAGGACGUGUUAGUGGUCGAGGCUUUAUCUAUCGAAGACAAGGAGGCCGACGCGACGUUGGACGACGCCGCUUUAGCUGCCAAACUCCAAGCCGAGGAGUACGGUACUCAUGAUGUCGUGCUCGAGGCGGUGACGGGGAAGGGCGUGAAGCUCGACUCCAACACUUUGCAUGCUUUACUACGCAUGCUCCACUGCCGCCCGGCUAGAUUUGUGAAACUGGGCCUCGUCGAGGACGUCAAGGCCGCGCGCCAGGCCUACAAGUUGGGCGGGCGCGCGUGCGCCAAGGAGUGGUUCCGCAACAAGGGCGGCCACGGCAAGGGAGGCAAGGGCUGGGGCCGCGGGCUCCACGGGCGCGGCCGCUGCCACGGUCGCGGCGCCGGCUGGGCCUUCGAGGUGUCGAUGGAGGAGGAGCACCGCUGGGGCCGCCGCGGCGGCCACGGCAAGGGCUGCCACGGGCGCCGCUCGCGCUCGCGCGAGGGCCGCGGCUGCCACGGCAAGGGCCGCGGCCACGGUCACCCGUGGGGCAAGGGCGAGGGCGAGGGCAAGGGCUGCCACGGUCACCCGUGGGGCCCGCCCCCGCCGCCGCCGGCGUCGCCGCCGCCCCACGACCCGCGGGGCUGCGGCCGCUGGUAGAGCGGUGCGCUCUCCCGGAGGCGCGCGGUGACACGCGUCGGCCUCGUCAUUCUCCGUCCUUCAGAACCCUCUAAGUCCCCCGCCGCUCCGGCGGCUCCCCUGCGCUCGCGGUUGUAUCGGCACCUACACGAGAAACGUGCUUAACGCGCUGUUAGAACGCUCGUCGCCGCCGUGGGGCGGUCGAGAAGAAUGAAAAAAUAAUCCCCCAAUCACUCUGGUUGUGCCUGUCACAAGUCAGACAAAAGCAGAGUGGGGUGGCGGCUGCUGACGGGCAGCCGGCGAAGCCUUAAUGCUACCACAACCAGCUAACCUCAGGCUGAGCCAAUGAAAUUCAGUACCUCUGAUUCGUAGCCGCGUCUGCUCGAUGGCGUGGAGGGCCUGCGCCGGCAUCGCGACGAUGAUCGCGUCCGGUGCCAGUCUCCCCAGGGGCUCCUCCCACUAGUCCUCCGAGUCACACCCGGACCGUUACAGACGAGGAUGCUGAGAUACCCAC